Messenger RNA from Achroia grisella, 3893 nucleotides. It is a transcript of the gene Atet, whose product is annotated as ATP-binding cassette sub-family G member 1. The transcript has 8 exons. The record is from RefSeq and is a predicted model, not a curated record. Gene Ontology annotation, cellular component: plasma membrane. Bases 281 to 2512 code for a protein of 743 amino acids. Gene Ontology annotation, molecular function: ABC-type transporter activity; ATP hydrolysis activity; ATP binding. Lineage: Eukaryota; Metazoa; Arthropoda; Insecta; Lepidoptera; Pyralidae.
CGAGCGUACUGCCUACGAUCCGCGCGCGGAGUUCGUUGAAUCGGUGGUUCAGUUCAGUAGAAUGAGACUUAGUAGCACAUGAGUUUCGACAUAGAACGCGCGUCGCGUCCACCCACGUAACAAUAAUAAAUUUAACAAAUCUUAAAGCGUAAUAUUAUUUAAUUAAAAGUAAAAGUUUGUGUGUGUUAUUGUGUUUGGUGACUAUUUACAUUGUCGUUCUUGUGUGGAUUUGUCCAGCAGUUUUUUUAGUCAGGAUACACCGCAUAAUGAUAGCGCAGCGAUGACGCCAGGUCUGAAGAUGGAGUCGAAGGGCACCCAAAUUCAUCUGCCUCUGAUGGGACGGGGCUCACGAGGCGAAAUUAAUGAUAAAGUCUUAUUCUCCCAGAUGAAGUCGCCACCUUAUUCUGAACAACUUAACAAUGGACAGUUGACAGGAACUUCACAAAUGAAUUUGUGCAACGGCGGCGCUGGCGCUCCCGGACUUACUGGUCUGGUACCAAAGAUCCCCAACGGAUAUGGCGAGCAGAAGAAACCUAUGGCCGCCCUCACACAUUUACCAAAGCGGCCACCAGUCGAUAUCGAGUUCUCUGAACUUUCGUAUUCUGUCAGCGAAGGCAGAAAGAGAGGAUAUAAGGCUUUGCUGAAGUGCAUCAAUGGGACCUUCAGGUCGAGCGAACUGACCGCCAUUAUGGGGCCAUCUGGAGCGGGAAAGAGCACCCUCAUGAACAUCUUAGCUGGAUACAAAACAUCAAACGUCACCGGUUCCAUACUAAUAAACGGGAAAGAAAGAAACUUGAGACGAUUCAGAAAACUCUCUUGCUACAUCAUGCAAGACGACUGUUUGCUACCACAUCUAACUGUCAAGGAAGCCAUGAAUGUUUCAGCCAAUCUGAAGCUCGGAAAGGACAUAACGAUCACUGCUAAAAAGAUAGUUAUAGACGAAAUUUUGGAUAUGUUAGGACUCGCAGAUGCGAGUGAUACGAGAACAAUAAACCUGUCUGGUGGUCAGAAGAAACGAUUGUCGAUAGCUCUAGAGUUAGUUAACAACCCUCCAGUAAUGUUUUUCGACGAGCCUACAUCAGGAUUGGACAGUUCUUCAUGUUUUCAAUGUAUAUCGCUGUUGAAAUCAUUGGCGAGGGGCGGUAGAACAAUAAUAUGUACCAUCCAUCAACCGUCCGCUAGGCUAUUCGAGAUGUUUGACUUUUUGUACACCCUGACAGAAGGGCAAUGUAUAUAUCAGGGACAAGUCAGUGGAUUGGUCCCGUUUUUAUCAUCAAUGGGUCUUCAUUGUCCAAGUUACCAUAAUCCAGCGGAUUACGUAAUGGAGGUUGCAACUGGAGAACAUGGCGAUUGGGUGCACAAGCUGGUGAUGGCUGUGAACAAGGGAAAUUGUGGUCGAGCGCAGACCUCCACAUCCUCAUCGUCAUCAUCAGUGCCACAGAACCUCAACUACAACAACCAGCCCAGCAAGAACAAUGCUCAGAAAGCGGAAGCGCUCGAAAUUGUGAUAGAUAAACCAACCUGUACUGUGAUAGACCUGUCCGAGACGGCAACUAACCCAGAGAAACCAAACCCGAUACCAAACUCAACAAACCUAGCGCCUGUAACUUGCACAACAUCGUUAUUAGACUCCAGCGAGAGUUUCACGAAGAAGCCAAUCAAAACUGGUUUCCCCACAUCGGGGUGGAAGCAAUUCUGGAUCUUAUUGAAACGGACUUUUAGGAGUAUACUCCGGGAUCAGAUGCUGACGCAUUUGAGGCUGUGCUCACACACAAUAGUGGGGUUGCUGAUAGGGUUUUUGUACUACGAUAUCGGUUCAGACGCCGCUAAGGUGAUGAGUAAUGCUGGCUGCAUAUUCUUCACUGUGAUGUUCACCAUGUUUACAGCUAUGAUGCCUACAAUACUUACAUUCCCGACGGAAAUGAGCGUAUUUGUGAGAGAACAUCUCAACUAUUGGUACUCUCUGAAGUCAUUCUACUUUGCGAAAACAAUGGCAGAUCUUCCGUUUCAGAUCGUCUUCAGUGGGGUCUAUGUCAUAAUAGUGUACUUCAUGACCGGCCAGCCGAUGCAAACGGAUCGAGUGCUCAUGUUUGUGACCAUAAAUAUACUCACGGCACUAGUAGCGCAAUCCUUGGGUCUCCUCAUUGGCGCGGCAAUGAAAAUCGAAACGGGGGUCUAUCUCGGACCGGUCACCACCAUACCUGUGGUCCUGUUCUCCGGGUUCUUCGUCAACUUCAACGCUAUACCCAGCUAUUUGCAAUGGCUGACGUACUUAAGCUACGUGCGAUACGGCUUCGAAGGUGCCAUGUUGGCGGUCUACGGCUUUGAUAGAGAGAAACUCCAUUGCUCCGAACCAUACUGCCACUUCAGGGUUCCCGAGAAGUUCCUCAAGGAAAUGACAAUGGAUAAUGCCAAUUUUUGGAUCGACGCCGGCGCUUUAUGUGCAUUCUUCGUUUUUAUUCGUGUAAUCUCAUAUUUAGUGUUAAGGUUCAAAUUAAAGAUGAUGCAGUAGAGCUAGACGCACAAUGGACGCUUCAAUGUAACGGCGAUAUAUUUUCUAUUUAUCACGGAUUCUGAUAGUGGAGUUAUAGAUAGGUGCUCUGACCAGGGUUAUGAUGUAGGUAUAUUGGUAUAUGGCCAUUUAUGUGAUAGUGUCCAUUCCUUUGGAUUAAUAUUAAUGUAAACUGUCCCAAUGAGUUCUAGAUAUUUAUAAAUAUGAGUGACGUAAUAGGAAUGAAAUUAAAGGACCUACUUUAAUUUAAUAGCAAUGAAGUUGUAAUGAAAAAAUAUGAUUACUUAUCAACGAAUAUAAUGAAAUCGUAGAGUUGCUUUUUUAAUGACCUAAUACUUAUAAUGAAUUUGCUGGUACCUGCGAUUUCGCCCAGGUGGAAAGUAGUUUUUUUUUUUAAUUUAAUUAAAUUAAAAUUUAUAUAAUAAAGGUAGCCUAAGUUAUGUCCUAUAAUAUGAGCUAUGUUCCAGAGGAAGUCUCAUAAAAAUCGAUCCAGCCGUUUCAGAGAUUAGCUAGAAUGAACAGAUAAACUAGAGUGUAUAAAAAAGUAAGUACCGUAGAGAUACUUUCAUAUGCAUUUAAUAAAAAGCUGCUAAUUUGAAAGUACAAACAGACAGUUCUAUUUUAUUUACUUGUAUAGAUUAAUGCAAUGAGUACAUUCAAGAACAUUCUUGAAAAUGUUCAGGAAUAACCGUUUCGAAUUUACAUGAAUAAUUUACACUGCGCACAACGUUUGUACUGUAUAUUACUAUAUUUAUAAAUAAAUACUGUGGAACAUGACAUUGUCAUGGUGUAAUUACUUCCUUUUAAUGAUAAAAAGCGUUGUUUCCUAACGCUAAUGGCCGUAUAAUCACUUACCAUCAGGUACGCCGCAAGCUAUUUUGUCUCCUAUGCUAUAAAAACACAUUGGUCACAAUUAAUAUUGAUUCACUGUUCAUUAUACGAACUGGACAAUGGAUAGAAACAAAUGAAGUUUGUAUAUUAAAGUUGAUAUUUUGAAGUUAUCUUUUUUGUAUAGUAACGAAUUCAUAUCUCUGGUCAGAUUGCGAGAUAGUUUUCGAAAUAUAGCUUUUUAGGUCGCCGGUGGACUUUUAAAUAUAUGUUUAUACGUACCCUUAGGGAUAGUGUAAGGUUUUAUAGGAGAUCGGGCCCAUGACUUAAUAUAAGUUCCUUAUAUAUAUUAAUAAUUUAAUGAUAUUAGUUUCAUUUAAACUCACGACGUAGUACUAUUCGUCUACUCAAUACUUGGACAUUACCUUAUAGAAUUUAAUUAGAUAUUCUUCGAGUACCUUUCAUUAUGCUAAAGAUUUUGGUAAAUCUCUAUAUUUAUCUUAAUUACCAGUAUUUAUUAAUGAUUAAUAAACGACUGUGAUUUUUAUAAUAA